Schistosoma bovis is the source of this 2095-nucleotide messenger RNA. NCBI's taxonomy places the organism in Eukaryota, Metazoa, Platyhelminthes, Trematoda, Strigeidida, Schistosomatidae. The record is from the annotation of a GenBank genome assembly.
ACCACCUGCUUCGGUUUGGGCACUCGGGCAAUAUCAUAGUUCACAUACAAAUCAAGUGACUUGCGUGGUGCUCCUUUUAUCAAUGUUUAUGUGUUCAAAUCAAUAAAUCAAUUCGUUUCACAGAUAUAAAUUUGACCGGAGUGCACUUCAGCGUAGCAAACUCGUCACUUAAUUGACAUAUUGAUAUCCCAUAUGUUCUACAAAUAACGCCAGUUGACCCAAAGCAAUUGAGUUCUAGUCGAGAUUUCAUCAAAUACCAACCCACAAGGGCUGACGAGACUUCCAAGAUAAGUGCACGCUCAACUAGGGCACUUCCAAUAGCUUUACUGAUACUUUCCCUUUUUUUAACCAUUUAUAGAUGUCACAAAUGUUGACAAUCGAUAUAAAGCCAACCAAAUCGUUUCCUGACCAGAAACCAGGUACAAGUGGUUUACGUAAACCAACAAAAACAUUUAUGCAACAUGGGUACACUGAGAACUUCAUACAAUCUAUUUUAAAUGCAGCUGUUGGUGAAUUGUUGAACAAAUCUCAACCAGUUCGACUUCUUUUAGGCGGAGACGGUCGGUAUUUUGUACGAGAAUCAUUACAAAGUAUCAUUAUCCCAAUAUGUUUAGCUAAUGGGGUAUCUGAAUUGUUUGUUGGUCAAAAUGGAAUCCUGUCAACUCCAGCUGCAUCAUUCAUAAUUCGUAAGCAUCAAUUGAAUGGUGGUAUUCUUCUAACAGCUAGUCAUAAUCCUGGUGGACUAAAUGCAGACUUUGGUAUUAAGUACAAUUGUGGGAAUGGUGGACCAGCACCGGAGAAAUUAACAGAUGCUAUUUUUGCACAAAGUGAAAAGUUGACUUCUUAUAAAACUGUUAAAGAACCAUUAAAUAUUCAGUUGGACUGUAUUGGUUCUACGAAAUAUACUUUAUCCAAUGGCCAAACUCCCAUAGUAACGAUCAUAAGCAGUGUUUCUGAUUAUGCCGAUUACAUGCGCACAUUGUUCGAUUUUGAUGCUAUUAAAACACUAUUGACUGGUUCACAUCAGCGUGAACCAUUUAAAUUGCUUGUCAGUGGUCUUAACGGAGUCAUGGGGCCUUACAUUCAUGAGAUAUUAUGCAAUCAACUUGGAUUAAAUUCAGAGUUAGCUAUUAAAUCUCAACCAUUAGAAGAUUUUGGCGGUGGUCAUCCUGAUCCAAAUUUGACUUAUGCGGCAGAUCUUGUCCAAAUGGUAGUGGCUGACUCAUCAAUUGCAAUGGCAGCCGCUUUUGAUGGUGAUGGUGAUCGAAAUAUGUUGAUUGGUCGACACGGUUUUUUUGUAUCACCGUGUGAUUCGUUAGCUGUGAUUGCAGAUAAUACAGAUUGUAUUAAAUAUUUUCAAGAGAAUGGUGUUCAUGGAUUUGCACGAAGUAUGCCUACCAGUAGAGCACUUAAUCUUGUAUGUAAAAGUCGAUCAAUGCAGUGUUACGAAGUUCCAACAGGAUGGAAAUUUUUCGGUAAUUUAAUGGAUGCUAAAUUAUGCUCUUUAUGCGGUGAAGAAAGUUUUGGCACUGGUUCUGAUCAUAUACGUGAAAAAGAUGGUUUAUGGGCAUUACUUGCAUGGUUGUCUAUUUUGGCUAAACGUAGUCAAAUUGGUUUGUCAGUAGAUGUCGAGUCAAUUGUAAUGGAACAUUGGAAGAAAUACGGAAGAUAUUUUUUCACUAGAUACGAUUAUGAAAAUUGUGAAUCAAGUCAAGGUGAUGAAAUUAUGAAUGAAUUAAAGAAAUUAAUUGACAAUAAUAGAAUAUCAGGUCAUGUGUACACCACUGUCAGUGGACGACAGUUCGUUUGUGAUUUUUGUGAUAAUUUUUCAUAUGUGGAUCCAGUUGAUGGAAGUCACACUGCAAACCAAGGUUUUCGCUUAAUUUUUAAUGAUGGAACACGAUUUGUGUAUCGUUUAAGUGGUACAGGCAGUAGUGGUGCAACACUUCGAGUGUAUGUUGACACUUAUGAAUCAGAUCCGGCUAAACAUACAAUUGCUUCACAGGAAUAUCUGAAACCGCAUAUUGAAUUAGCAUUGGAAUUAUGCGGUGUAACUAAAAUCACUGGUCGAGUAGCUCCAAAUGUCAUCACAUAA